AUGGCAUCAAGAGAGCAUUUACAACUUUCAUGCGCCAAACGGAUGUUGUAUGUUAUCAGCCGGAGAUUUCGACGCCUUUGCUUGAAGGUACGGCAGCUGAUAUGGCGUCAUCGGAGGCCUAAACUUGUAAUCAGAAGGCUUGGUAAUCUGAAUUCAAAAGGACAGAUUAGAGAAAAAUCAUACACAAAAUCAGCAACCCGAAAUAAUAUUCGCCAAGUGAGGGGCACGUCUUUACAGAGGCCUGUUCGACUUGCCACUUUCAAUGCGGCCUUAUUCUCCCUUGCACCUGCUAUUCCUAAGGUUGAGAAAUCAGUUGUCUGCUUUCAUGAAGAGGAGGAUUAUUCGAAGUUCGGGAAUCCUUUGAAGUCUGCAAAUGGUUGUCCCAAGGGCAUACUCAAACAAUCUCCACUUCACCCCACGAUCAGUGGUUCUGAAAGUGAGAACAAACUCACUAAAUCAAGACCAAAAGUUUCAAUAAAUCUUCCUGAAAAUGAGAUAUCAUUAGCACAGAAUAAGGUUCUUAAUGUUAUCGAAGAUUCAUCGACAAAUUUUAGUUUCAACAACAAUAUCCUGGCUCACCUGAGGUCUCCCAUAUGCUUCCCUGUGGCAAAUUGGAUCAACGACGCGAGUUUGUAUGGAAGUCGAACCAUAUUUGAUGUGCUUAAAGAAGUGGAUGCAGAUAUAUUGGCAUUACAAGAUGUGAAGGCUGAGGAAGAAAAAGAUAUGAAGCCAUUAUCCGAUUUGGCUCGUGCCUUGGGGAUGAAUUAUGUGUUUGCUGAGAGCUGGGCUCCUGAGUAUGGCAAUGCUAUUCUUUCAAAAUGGCCUAUUAAGAAAUGGAAGGUUCAAAAAAUCUACGAUGAUAAAGAUUUCAGGAAUGUGAUUAAAGCUACAAUUGAUGUGCCUUGGGCGGGGGAACUAAAUUUCUACUGCACCCAACUUGAUCACUUAGACGAAAACUGGAGGAUGAAACAGAUUAAUGCAAUAAUCCAAUCAAAUGAUCAUCCCCAUAUUUUAGCAGGAGGCAUCAACUCUCUUGAUGCAUCAGAUUAUUCAUCAGAGAGGUGGAUGAACAUUGUAAAGUAUUACGAGGAUCUGGGAAAGCCAACGCCAAAAGCUGAAGUAACGAAAUUCUUGAAGGAAAAAGAGUACACCGAUGCUAAAUAUUUUCCGGGGGAAUGUGAACCAGUGGUUAUGAUUGCCAAAGGCCAAGAUGUACAGGGGACAUGCAAGUAUGGAACUAGAGUUGAUUACAUUUUGGGUUCACGGGGCCUGCCCUACAAGUUCGUGCCUGGAUCCUACUCAGCGAUUUCAUCGAAAGGCACUUCUGAUCAUCACAUAGUUAAAGUAGAUGUAAUGAGAGUAGCAGAUAGUACUCAAAAAAUUAAAAGGGGAUGGAAAAAGCUAAAUCAAAGAGUCGAAAACAUGACAAAUUCUUGUUCUUCUAGAGGUAUUGGGGAUUAA
Fraxinus pennsylvanica is the source of this 1461-nucleotide messenger RNA. The record is from the annotation of a GenBank genome assembly. Lineage: Eukaryota; Viridiplantae; Streptophyta; Magnoliopsida; Lamiales; Oleaceae.